ACUGGGGGGCGGGACUUCUCGCUCUCCUCCCACUCAGCGGGCUCCCAGGGAAAAGCAACAGUGUCCUCCAGAGCCCGAGGCCGCGGCGGCCGAGCCAGGGGAAGGAACCGGUGUCCCCCUCUCCCCGCGCGAGGAGCUCUGGAGCCCUAGGACCAUGGACGCUCUUAACAGGAACCAGGGAGGCCCUGGAUGCAAGACCCAAGCAAUGGUAAAGAAAGGGCCCUUGGACCUGAUCGAGACAGGCAAAGGGCUGAAAGUGCAAACGGACAAACCACAUCUGGUGAGCCUGGGCAGCGGGCGGCUCAGCACGGCUAUCACCCUUCUGCCUCUGGAGGAAGGGAAGACAGUGAUUGGCUCCGCGGCCAGGGACAUCUCACUGCAGGGUCCGGGCCUGGCUCCAGAGCACUGCUACAUCGAGAACGUGCGGGGCACCCUCACCCUCUACCCUUGUGGCAACGUCUGCAGUAUCGAUGGGCUCCCUGCCCGGCAGCCCACCCGGCUCACUCAAGGCUGUAUGUUGUGCCUGGGCCAGUCCACCUUCCUCCGCUUUAACCACCCAGCCGAAGCCAAGUGGAUGAAGAGCAUGAUUCCGGCCGGGGGCCGGGCCCCAGGGCCCCCCUACAGUCCCGGCUCAGGGUCAGAAAGCCUGGUGAAUGGCAACCACAGCCCACAGCCGGCAACCCGGGGACCCUCCGCCUGUGCCAGCCACAGUUCCCUGGUGAGCUCUAUUGAGAAGGACCUGCAGGAAAUCAUGGAUUCACUGGUGCUAGAGGAGCCUGGAGCUGCAGGCAAAAAGCCUGCCGCGACUUCCCCACUGUCGCCCAUGGCUAAUGGGGGGCGCUACUUGCUGUCCCCCCCAACCAGCCCUGGCGCCAUGUCUGUGGGCUCCAGCUAUGAGAAUACGUCUCCAGCCUUCUCUCCACUCUCCUCACCAGCUAGCAGCGGAAGCUGUGCCAGCCACUCACCCAGCGGGCAGGAGCCAGCGCCUUCCAUGCCCCCGCUGGUACCUGCCCGUUCCUCUAGCUACCAUCUGGCCCUGCAGCCCCCACAGUCCCGACCGAGCGGUGCCCGUGCCUCUGAGAGCCCCCGCUUGGGCAGGAAAGGGGGUCACGAGAGGCCUCCCAGUCCUGGCCUCCGAGGUCUGCUGACAGACAGCCCUGCAGCCACUGUCUUGGCGGAGGCCCGCAGAGCCCCCGAGAGCCCCCGGCUGGGUGGACAGCUGCCCGUGGUGGCUAUCAGCCUGAGUGAGUACCCAGCUUCCGGGGCCCGAAGCCAACCCACCAGCCUUCCUGGCAGCCCCAAGUUCCAGCCUCCAGUCCCUGCUCCCCGAAACAAGAUUGGCACACUCCAGGACCGCCCUCCCAGCCCUUUCCGUGAGCUGCCGGGCACCGAGCGGCUGUUGACAACCAGCCCCUCACGCCAGCUGGUGGGCCGAACAUUUUCCGAUGGGCCAGCCGCCCGCACCCUGCAGCCUCCCGAGAGUCCCCGCCUGGGCCGGCGGGGCCUGGACAGCAUGCGAGAACUCCCUCCGCUGAGCCCGGCUCUGUCCCGACGGGCGCUGUCCCCCAUGCCCACCAGGACUGCUCCAGAUCCCAAGCUCACCAGAGAAGUGGCAGAGAGUCCCCGGCCCCGGCGCUGGGCCGCCCAUGGGGCCUCACCAGAGGACUUCUCACUGACCCUGGGGGCUCGGGGCCGGAGGACACGGAGCCCCUCACCUACGCUUGGAGAGUCCCUGGCACCCCGCAAGGGCAGCUUCAGUGGCAGGCUGAGCCCAGCCUACAGUCUGGGCUCUCUGACUGGGGCUUCGCCCCUCCAGAGCCCCCGCGCCCAGAGGAAGCUGUCCAGUGGGGACUUGCGGGUGCCUGUCACUCGGGAGCGGAAAAAUAGCAUCACGGAGAUCAGUGACAAUGAGGACGACCUCCUGGAGUACCACCGGCGGCAGCGCCAAGAACGUCUCUGGGAGCAGGAGAUGGAGAGGCUGGAACGCCAGCGCCUGGAGACCAUCCUGAACCUGUGUGCUGAGUACAGCCGGGCCGACGGGGGGCCCGAGGCCGGGGAGCUGCCCAGCAUUGGGGAGGCCGCGGCGGCGUUGGCACUGGCAGCCCGGAGGCCCUCACGGGGCCUUUCAGGGGCCAUGGGGGCCUCUGGGCGGGGCGCUGAGGAGCCUGGGGGUGCCCCCCAGCGCCUGUGGGAGUGUGUGGAACGCUCUGACGAGGAGAACCUCAAGGAGGAGUGCAGCAGCACCGAGAGCACCCAGCAGGAGCAUGAAGAUGCACCUGGCGCCAAGCUCCAGGCCGAGGCGCUGGCGCUGGAGGAGGAGCGGGCUCAGGUGCUGGGGCACGUGGAGCAGCUCAAGGUCCGCGUGAAGGAGCUAGAACAGCAGCUGCAGGAGUCGGCCCGGGAGGCUGAAAUGGAGCGGGCGUUGCUGCAGGGGGAGAGGGAGGCAGAGCGGGUGCUGCUGCAGAAGGAGCAGAAGGCAAUGGACCAGCUGCAGGAGAAGUUGGUGUCCUUGGAGACCGGCAUCCAGAAGGAGAGGGACAAGGAGGCCGAGGCCCUGGAGACGGAGACAAAGCUGUUUGAGGACUUGGAGUUCCAGCAGCUGGAGCAGGAGAGCCGCGUGGAGGAGGAGCGGGAGCUGGCCGGCCAGGGGCUGCUCCGGAGCCAGGCCGAGCUGCUUCGCAGCAUCACCAAGAGGAAGGAGCGCCUGGCAAUCCUGGACAGCCAGGCGGGGCAGAUCCGGGCCCAGGCAGUGCAAGAGUCGGAGCGCCUGGCAAGGGACAAGAACGCUUCCCUGCAGCUGCUGCAGAAGGAGAAGGAGAGACUGACUGUGCUGGAGGGGAGAUACCACUCACUCACAGGAGGCCGGUCCUUCCCGAAGACCACAUCCACCCUCAAAGAGGAGUAUGUGAGCCUGGCAGAGGUUCUCCAGCUGUGCUUCCGCUUGGACCCCCAUGCUUCUGCCACCUCCCCCAGCGUGCUCGCCCAGGCCCUGCCUGACAGUGAGAUGGAGGAGCUGCUUAUCCCUGCCGUAGACUUAGAGCAGUGGUACCAGGAGCUGAUGGCCGGGCUGGGGACCGGCCCCGCGGCGGCCUCCCCGCGCUCCUCUCCCCCGCCUCUGCCCGCCAAAGCUUCCCGGCAGCUGCAGCUGGAGGGCCAGCCUCUGAUCCACCGAUGGCUUAGAGGAUUGCCGGUCCAGCGGAAGGGCCUUCCCGAGGUAGGGACCAGGGUGGGGGACUCCUACUGGGUGAUGGAGGGGCUGCUCCUCUCUGAGAUGCCCGGGAUGGUGAAGGGCAUGCUGCAGAACUUCCUGGACCUGGUGCGGACACGCACCUCAGCCCACGUCCUUCCUGGCAGCUACGGACACGUCCCCAACAGGGCCCACGUGUAUUACCUGCAGCCGAGCCAGCCCCCCCUCCUGACUCUCACGAUGGACCGCUACGUGACCCACACCGACACCGCCUUCCUCCGAGACAACAUCGGGAGCCUAGCCUUGGAAUUGGACUUCUGGAUGGAGAACAGGACCAUCUCUGUGAGCUCGGGGGAGGGGGGGAGAGCUACGUCCUGA
Messenger RNA from Neomonachus schauinslandi (Hawaiian monk seal), 3565 nucleotides. It is a transcript of the gene PHLDB1, whose product is annotated as pleckstrin homology like domain family B member 1. The transcript has 18 exons. Bases 155 to 3565 code for a protein of 1136 amino acids. Gene Ontology annotation, biological process: regulation of microtubule cytoskeleton organization; trehalose metabolic process. Gene Ontology annotation, molecular function: alpha,alpha-trehalase activity; protein binding. The record is from RefSeq and is a predicted model, not a curated record. Lineage: Eukaryota; Metazoa; Chordata; Mammalia; Carnivora; Phocidae. Gene Ontology annotation, cellular component: basal cortex.